CUUCUAAAUUUAAUGGUUUCAGUUCACACGUGACUUUCAAAAGUUGUAUUAAAAUUUUCGCCAGACCAUGAGUGAGGAAGGUAUCUGGAUGGGACGCCACAAUAAAACACGUUUUGCAAUAUGUCACUUAUCAUUAGGUCAUCUGAGAAUCUCAAAUGCUUUGUUCUACUAAUCUUAUCGACACUACCUCAGAUGACGUACCCAGUACCAUUUUGAUAUAAAGAGUAUUGGUUUCAUAAAAAUACUUCAAUCUUUGUCCGUAACGUAGGUACUGAAAAAAUGAAGCAACCAUCUUUUAUCACAGUUCUUAAGCUUACUGUACUUCACUGUAUUAUCACGGUCAACGUUGUCAAUUCUUAUGCUGAUUAUCGGCAAGCACCACAGAGAGAUGAUAAUGAAAUUUGCAAGUCGACUACUCUUCCACUUGGAUUGACAUGCAAAUCCUGCUCGGAGAUAGGCAGAUGCGUCUGUGAGAGUCCUGGUACUAACUGCAAAAUACAUCCGAUAGGAACGUGUUCGACUGGAACGUUCUGCGACAAGGGAAAAUGUGUGACGGGUACCGUGUGUAUUCCCACCGAAGUACCUCCGUUUGGUUGUUCUUCCACUGGAAUCUUUCCCGAUCCUUACGACUGCGAGUCGUAUCACUUCUGCUUACCGCCAAAGACUGUGGGAGAACCAUUGGAGCACAGAGCUGCUAAAUGCAAUAAGGAUGGAGAACAGAGUUAUGGUUAUAAUCCGAUUACAACGUUCUGUAGUACCAAGUUGGUCAAUAACAAGUGCAGCGCCAUGCCGAUUCCAUUUUGUAAAAAAGAAUUAGACAAAGGAAUAGUUGGAAACAAUCCGGGAUUGCAUUAUAUGUGCUUAAAGGCAGUGAUAGACGGUAAAUUAACAGAAACCUUGUAUCCUUAUCAAUUUGCUUGCCAAUUUGGAACAAAGUUCAAUGUUGCAGCAGGAGAAUGUAGAUAAGUCCUCAAAUUUAAGUUAAAAUGAGUGCGAUCGAAUGAUGUACACAAAACCAUUACGUAGAACUACACAUUCAAAUGAAAUUAAUAAAAAUUUGGAGUUCUUACCAAUUUAAA
Messenger RNA from Photinus pyralis (common eastern firefly), 1079 nucleotides. RefSeq lists its product as uncharacterized. The transcript is spliced from 2 exons. Lineage: Eukaryota; Metazoa; Arthropoda; Insecta; Coleoptera; Lampyridae. The coding region runs from base 280 to 966 and encodes 228 amino acids. The record is from RefSeq and is a predicted model, not a curated record.